GUAUGGCUGAUCUACGCUUUGACGUCUCUCUCACCGGUGCAGUUGAACACAGCGGUUCAGAAUGCCGUUAAACCGUUGAAUGAGAGAAACUUACCGGAGGAGACGAACGACGCGCCGACGCGGAGCUCCGUCACCCGGAAGUUCUUCCCUGAAGUGCCACCGGGUCAGAAGUUGCACACUUCCGGUGGACGCAGCCGCUGCAGAAAAUAAACAGAGAGAGAAACGGCAGGAAAGAGCAUUACAACUCCUCUAUCAGUGUGGACUCAAACUGAAAAUGUUGAGGAGGAAACCGACUCGUCUGGAGCUUAAGAUCGACGACACUGAGGAGUUUGAGAGCGUCAAGAAGGAGCUUGAGGCCAGAAAACGUCAGCGAGAGGAGGCGGAGUCGGGAGGUGGAGUGGGUGGGGCAUCUGUAAUUGGUGUUGAUGUAAUUGGGGGUGGAGCCUCUGCCUCAGCAUCGUCCUCCACAGCCGCAUCAAGGGCAGAGCUUAUCAAUGACCGAAUCGGCUACAAGCCCCACCCUAAACCGGCGACCCUGCCGACCUUAUUUGGAAGUUUACAGUUUUAAUGAUGAAUAAAGUUUGAGCAGAAUAAU
Neolamprologus brichardi is the source of this 595-nucleotide messenger RNA. It is a transcript of the gene cdc26, whose product is annotated as cell division cycle 26 homolog. Gene Ontology annotation, biological process: regulation of mitotic cell cycle; anaphase-promoting complex-dependent catabolic process; protein K11-linked ubiquitination. NCBI's taxonomy places the organism in Eukaryota, Metazoa, Chordata, Actinopteri, Cichliformes, Cichlidae. Gene Ontology annotation, cellular component: anaphase-promoting complex. The record is from RefSeq and is a predicted model, not a curated record.